CGUUGUCGCCCGUUGUCGCCGUUGUUGUCGUGUUCGUGGCGUUUUGAAGUUUGGGUGGUUCCGCUCGGGAGUGAUCAGGGUUAGGGCGUGCGUUUGUGACUCUGGGCAGCCUCCGAGAAAUGGGAUUCGUGUACUUGAAGUUGGUGAGGAUGCAUGGACGGGAGCCCGCGCGGGAUGACAUGUUUGUCUUCGUAUUUGCUCGAGCAAAGCGGAUGGUCAUCUGGGUUUGGGCUGAAACUGAGAAACGUGGAUGAUGGGUGGGAUCGGAUUGCUUGAAUUCGGGGCUUCCGGGGGCCAACCUUUUCGUGUUCCCUUGCUCACCCAAGUACUUACGACGGCCGAAUUUCAAGAAAGUUAUGCGUAAUCCAGAUAGAAUUGAAUCUGACAUGGCAGGAUUUAGUCUUUUAUUGGCCGAGAAAAAUCCAGAUGCAGCAAUAGGUCUGUUUCGGAAGGCAAUAAAUGCAGGGGAUAGAGUAGAUAGUGCACUCAAAGAUAUGGCCGUCAUCAUGAAACAGCAAGACAGAGCAGAAGAAGCGAUCGAAGCAAUUAGAUCUUUUAGGCAUCUUUGCUCCAGACAAGCUCAGGAAUCUCUGGACAAUGUACUCAUUGACUUGUACAAGAAAUGCGGUAGACUGGACAAACAGAUUGAACUAUUGAAGCAAAAACUGUGGAUGAUAUGCCAUGGAGAGGUUUUCAACAGAAAGCCCACAAAGACUGCACGUUCACAUGGAAAGAAGUUUCAGGUCACUGUCAAGCAAGAGACUUCCAGAAUACUGGGCAACCUAGGAUGGGCAUACAUGCAACAGGGCAACUUUAUGGCAGCUGAAGUGGUUUACUGUAAAGCUCAGAUGAUUGAUCCUGAUGCAAACAAGGCAUGCAACUUGUCUUUAUGCCUGAUCAAGCUAGAAAGGACCAUGGAGGCCCGACCCAUUCUUUUGGAUGUAUUGCAAGGUGAAUUUCCAGGAUCUGAUGACCCAAAGGCAAGAAGCCGGGCUGAGGAGCUAUUGCAAGGAUUAGAGCCAUCAGAAGCUUCCUCAUUACAGUCGUCCGGGUUGGCACAGAAGGUAGAAGAUGCUUUCAUCGAAGAACUUGAUCACUUGAUGAACCAAUGGGUGCCGCUGAGAUCGAAGAGACUUCCCAUUUUUGAAGAGAUUUCUCCAUUUAGAGAUCAGUUGGCUUGUUAAAGUUUUAGAUCUUGUAAAAUAUCUUCAUGCAUGCGUAUACUAUGGUGGAAAGAAACAGUGAAUUAAGAAAGUUUUUGAGGGUAGAUCUGCUUUCUCUCUUCUUGC
Molecule: messenger RNA, 1289 nt
Organism: Eucalyptus grandis
Lineage: Eukaryota; Viridiplantae; Streptophyta; Magnoliopsida; Myrtales; Myrtaceae
Product: protein SULFUR DEFICIENCY-INDUCED 2
Exons: 4
Coding region: 357-1184 (275 amino acids)
Molecular function (GO): protein binding
Source: RefSeq, a predicted model, not a curated record